Molecule: messenger RNA, 5316 nt
Organism: Alosa alosa (allis shad)
Lineage: Eukaryota; Metazoa; Chordata; Actinopteri; Clupeiformes; Clupeidae
Gene: adra2b
Product: adrenoceptor alpha 2B
Exons: 2
Coding region: 1469-3151 (560 amino acids)
Biological process (GO): adenylate cyclase-activating adrenergic receptor signaling pathway
Cellular component (GO): membrane
Molecular function (GO): G protein-coupled receptor activity
Source: RefSeq, a predicted model, not a curated record
ACAUAGGUCGACAGUGACGGUGGGAGGGAGAGUUCGCCUCAUGACGCCCGCCCUGACAUCACUUGCGCUGGCGGAGCAAAGCGGAGGGGUGCGUUGAUAUAGCCAGAGUGCCUCUCGAUCACUUUACGCUCAAACGCUGCUAUCUGGAUGAGGGAGAAGGCGAGGCGGCAGAACUGAACGAGGGAGAGAGCUGCGCACAGAGAGCCAAAGAGCUGCGGAACGCACAGAAUAAAGCAUGACAAAGGCAACCUCUGCGCAUGGAUAAAUCCAAGCCCAUUCACCAGCAUUCUACUGCUGCUGAGCCCCCCGACAAAAUGGGACUGUGCCUAAUUUGGAAUGUGGUUACAUGCGACCAAGGACCGACUUCAUGAACAUUUGUUGGAAAACAACGCAAAAAAACUCCAAGGGCUGAUUUGUUUUCCAGACCAACAUCACCAAACGCUGUGCGCCUUUUUUUUUCUACUCCGAGGAUCAAUUGCCGUUUCCCCCUUGGAUCACGGGAGACAGCUCUCAUAUCUUCAGCUUUGAGUUGGAAAGUUAGGCAGCAAGGCGAUUGUGUGUGGAGCUUAAAUUGGCUCUGCGCCGUUUUCUGCAGAGGAGUCCCGGGAGGAUGAUAUUUAAAGCAUUGCGCUCCGUGGAGGGUUAGACGACACAUCUGGUUGAUAGCCUAGUUUUGAAAAAAUCCCAGCAUGCUCUGUCCAGUCACUUGAAAACGCUAAACGUAUGACUAGAAACUGCUGAGAUUGAUUUCUGUAUUGUUUUACCACUAACAAGCCUAAGAAACUUUAACAAUUGCUCUUGGCAGUAAAGAAACAGAGUGCGAGCGAGGAAAGAUCACGGCUGCCUUUUUGUGCCAUUUUGCUUAUGUCGCAUUACGUGAUUUGUGAAAUAUUUACAUACUACACACUAUAUUUUUGAUACAGCAAAAUUUGAAACUAUUAUUUAUUCUCGGACACUUCAGGAACGGAAGGGGUAUUUUUUAUCUGGUUUGGCAAGCAAGCAAGCAAGUUGAUGCAUGACUGAGUGUUCCAUCAACACUGCGCACAGGGCAGUCCAACGGAAAAUUUAAUAGUGCUCAGAUCUUACUGGCGCACCAUCUUAAUCAAACGCCAUCGAUCCGUACCUUGACGCUCUGCUGGAGUUUAUUUGGACAUCUGGAUGCUAAGAAUAAGUGUAAGGAAAGGAGAGAAGCAAAGGAGAAAAAUAAUGUUUUGUCAGCACGAGAUAUGAAAAGAUUUAGAAAAUACAUAUAUAUUACAUUUCCUCAAAAGUUUAGAUAGGCUAUCAUCAACUCACAUUUAGCCGAUUUUUUGUUAUUCCUUGUAUAACCAUAAUUUUAAAAUCUAUUUAUUAAGACAAGUAAUCUAACAUUAUUAUUACUACAUAUUGCAGUUCGAUAAUUAAAAGAUAAUUUAAAAAACGUUUGAAAAGAAAAUUUUGGUCCCUGGGAGUAUAACUCAGACUCAGCAUGGCAUCCGUGUUGGACAGUGCUUGUUCGCCAGCCUUGACUAUGACGGGGAGGAACGGCAGCAGCAGCAGUGGCACCUCCUCUCCAACCUGCAACCAGAGCAUGCUUAAACUGGCCCCCUACUCCCCGGAGGCCACGGCGGCGUUCGCCACGGCAAUCACGCUGAUGGUGCUCAUCACCAUCGUGGGGAACAUCCUGGUGAUCAUCGCGGUGCUGACGAGCCGCUCGCUGCGCGGCCCUCAGAACCUCUUCCUGGUGUCGCUGGCAGCAGCGGACAUCCUGGUGGCCACCCUCAUCAUCCCCUUCUCGCUGGCCAACGAGCUCAUGGGCUACUGGUACUUCCGCACCGUCUGGUGCGAGAUCUACCUGGCGCUGGACGUGCUCUUCUGCACCUCGUCCAUCGUGCACCUGUGCGCCAUCAGCCUGGACCGCUACUUGUCCAUCUCGCGCGCCGUCACCUACGGCGCCCAGCGCACGCCGCGCCGCAUCAAGGCGGCCAUCCUGGUGGUGUGGCUCAUCUCAGCGGUCAUCUCCUUCCCGCCUCUGCUCUCCAUGAACAAGAAGCAGGACGCGGAGGGCGAGGGCCGAGGCCCGCAGUGCCAGCUGAACGACGAGCGCUGGUACAUCCUCUACUCCACCAUUGGCUCCUUCUUCGCGCCGUGCCUCAUCAUGAUCCUGGUCUACAUGCGCAUCUACCAGAUCGCCAAGCAGCGCACGCGAUGCCCGCCAGGGGAGCCGCGCAAGGACGGAGCCAAGGGGUCGUCGUCGGCGGCGCCCACCCCGCAGUUGAAGACCCACGGCCAGCACCAGCCCAACGGCAGGGGCAGCGGCGACGCGGGGACACCAGGUAUCCCCCACAAGCAGGUGGCCAAGGCCACUCCCCGGCCUCACCAUCUUGCCGUGCCGCACACGCCCUCCCCUCACAUGGGCAAGCGGCAGCAGCAGGCUGGCACCCCGUCGGCCAACAACCUGCUCCAGGGGCCCUCACCCUCCCCGGCUCCAACCCCGACCACCCCCCUGGGGCCGACGCCGGCAAACUCCCCCUCUAUAUCCUCCGCCAGCCAGCCGCAGCAACAACAGCUGCCGGACAGUACUCCAGUCAAGCCAGCUAAGGAGUCCGCGGUGGCGCCAGCGGACGAGAAGAAAUCCAAGCGCCAGGAGAAGAAGGCCAUCAACAACAACGGGGACACGUCCAGCUCGGACUCGGACACCGAGCCCGGCGGAGCGGGCAGUGGCGGCGGUGGCCCGGACAACAACCCCACGCCCAGCAUGGCGGGCUCGCCCAGCCCGGGCAUCCACUCGCCCGCCACCAUGCAGAAGUACCGGGACAUGAUCGCAACGGCCAAAGGCGCCAAGCUGAUCGCCCGCAGGUCCAAGCAGGAGGGCACGCCCAACUCGGCGCGCCGUAAGGCCAUGGUCAACCGUGAGAAGCGCUUCACCUUUGUGCUGGCGGUGGUCAUCGGCGUCUUCGUGGUCUGCUGGUUCCCCUUUUUCUUCUCAUACAGCCUGCAGGCCAUCUGCCCGGAGACCUGCAACCUCCCCGAGCCCCUCUUCAAGUUCUUCUUCUGGAUCGGCUACUGCAACAGCUGCCUCAACCCGGUCAUCUACACCAUCUUCAACAAGGACUUCCGUCGGGCCUUCAAGAAGAUCUUGUGCAGGAACACCAAGGGCACAUUCUUUUGAAGGCAAAUGGGGUGGGGUGGGGGCAACUUACCAUGUCAUGCUUUUCCUAAAGGGCAAAAAAAUAAAAAAUAACAAAAUAUUCAAUCAAAACAGCAAACCGACAAUGCAUUUUGUAAAAUACAGAGGACAAUACUGGUGUAUGAACACACACAGGACACCUUCAAGCCUUGAGAUAAAAAAAAAGACCACCUAAACACCUUCUAGAGACAAACAGGUACAAAAAACGAAACAAAUGAUGAACUUGACACGAAUCUUCUCAUGAGGUGAAUGACAAUGAUGAUCUACUGCUCUGACUGUCUUAACAGAGGUUGCUUUUGGAAUGCAAUAAAGAGAGGCUUUUCCCCCAUCAACACUGACGGAGACUGAAGGGUCAAAUGAGGGGACGGCUUUUAUUCAGAGGAGACAAGGAUGGCACAUACCAGUGGGUGGAGGGUGAGGUGAGGUGGCGGCGGCGCUUGUUUUGAAGGCAAAGGGCAUAAGAAAAGCACAAGACCGGAUUACAAGUCUGUUCCAUUUUUUUUUUUGGUUAUAGUUCUUGUUGUGGUUGUUGUUGUUGUUAUUGUUGUUGGUGUUGUUGUUGAUUGCCAUUCUGAGAACAUACUGGCCUCAGGGAUACUCAGCGCAUGCGAUCUUGUAAAAGAUUUUUAUCCUGAUGAGAGCCCGACAAACAAAGCCUGGAUUUUUUUCAUUUUUUUCUUUUUUUCAUUUUGUGAUGAUCUGGUUUUCUCUGAACACUAUGCUUAGGUGUACUGUAAAAUCAUUUAAAAAAAAAGACUUCACAUGUAUCCAGAGCACGGAGUCAUGACAUUGAUAUAUCUUCAGAGCUUUAAUGUUUUAUAAUGAAGUAGACAGACGGUGAGGAUUUUUAGAAAAAACGCCUUUGUACUACUCUCUGGCCUUCCAGCGCUGCUGUCUGACGAGGGCCUGCCCACCAGGUGACAAGCACAAGGCGAGACACAAACAACACUAAAGUGGAAUCAGGUGAUUUGUGUGAAGGGGACACUGGCACUCUGUGGAACACAAUGGAUGCGUUUGAUGGGUGGUAGCGGCGGUACAUGCCUUGUGUGUGUGUGUGUGUGUGUGUGUGUGUGUGUGUGUGUGUGUGUGUGUGUGUGUGUGUGAUGGGUGGUAGCGGCGGGACAUGCCUUGGCAGACUACUGCGCUGCCUCAUACAGAAAGUAUAAAAAACAGUCGACAGAUGCCAGGCAACGACAGAGGAACUGACCAGCCAUUUUCAGGGCAGCGUAAAAGAGAUCCUUUUGUUGCCAUUUUGGAUUUAGUCUGUUUUCCGUGUGUAUUAUUUCCAUUUUGAGGAAGGGAGAUGAGGAGGAAGAGGGGGCAGAUACAAAUCUUUCCAGCUUCUUACUUAAGAACUGUAACUGUAACAGUUUUACAACUCAUGCAUCAACAAAAAAAACUGUAUUGUUUUUUCUUUUUUGGGGUGGGGGGAUCCAGGAGCUUUGCGAUGAUGAUCACACAUACGUGACUCUCUCCUGUGUACUCUGCACUCCGUAAAUAUGCCACUGUUGAGGAGGAUGACCACUGUCUGCCUCUGUACCCUGGCAGUCCCCCCCCCCUUACUGACCUGACUGUGAAAGGCUACGCUUCGUCAGGGAGACUCAUGGGACUAAGGGCUGAAGGCAAUGAUGCUUAUUUUCUCUAUCUCUCUUAGCGUGUGUGUGCGGGUGUGUGAUAAAGAGGGAGACAGUGGUAUGUGUGUGUGUGUGUAUGUGUUUGUGUGUGUGUGUGUACGCAUGUUUGUGUGAUUUAAGAUCUUUAUGUGUGUGUGUGUGUGUGAGACUGUGUGCGUGUCAAAGCCAGAGUGGUGUGCACGAGUCUUGCUUAUGUGUGUUUUUGCGCAUGCCGGCCGUGGCAUCAGAGCUCAAGAAUGUGUGCUGUGAGCGAGUGUGUGUACGCCUGAACCCCUGUGUGCGUGUGUGUGUCAUGUGUGUGCUGUGUCUCUGGGAGAUAGUUGGCGUGCUUGAGUGUGCGAUUGUCAGACCCAUGACCUGCUCUGACAGCCCCCAUCCGCCUGCAGAACCAAAACAAAAGCAAUUAGCGAGCCAGAAAGUUGAGAUGAGUGACUGCUAUGGAAACGCAGGGCAUCCCGCAGUCUCUGGUGUCAGAGCCAAUCGGUGUUAAGGACAGGGUGGCCCUGACCCUGC